AUGGAUGCCAAGAACAAGGUGACUGAGUUUGUUUUAUUCAGCCUUUUCCACAGCAGGGAGAUGCAGUAUGCAUGCUUUGUGGUGUUCUCCCUCUUCCAUGUGCUCACUGUCCUGGGUAAUCUUCUGGUCAUCACCACCAUCAGUGCCAGCAAGACCCUGAAUUGUCCCAUGUAUUUCUUCCUCAGCCACCUGUCUUUGGCCGACAUGUGUUAUCCAUCUGCCACUACACCCAAGAUGAUUGCUGACACUUUUAUGGAGCGCAAAAUCAUCUCCUUCAAUGGCUGCAUGACCCAGCUCUUUUGUCACUCCUUUGGUACUGAGAUCUUCCUCCUCACAGCCCUGGCCUAUGACCAUUAUGUGGCCAUCUGUAGGCCCCUGCACUACGCACACAUCGUGGAUCGGCGGAAAUGUGGUUUGCUGGUGGGGGCCUCCUGGGUCGCUGGCUUCCUGCAUUCCCUUCUGCAGACCCUUCUCACAGUCCAGUUGCCCUUUUGUGGGCCCAAUGAGAUAGACAACUUCUUCUGUGAUGUUCAUCCCCUGCUGAAGUUGGCCUGUGCAGACACCUAUGUGGUGGGGCUCAUUGUGGUGGCCAACAGUGGCAUGAUCUCUUUAGUCUCCUUUCUCAUUCUUAUCAUUUCCUAUGUGGUCAUCUUACCGAACCUGAGACGCCGGUCAUCUGAGGGCCGGCGCAAGGCACUCUCGACAUGUGGCUCACACAUCAUCAUGGUCCUUUUGGUAUUCGUGCCCCCCAUGUUCAUGUACAUUCGUCCCUCCACCACCCUGGCUGCAGACAAACUUGUCAUCCUCUUUAACAUUGUGAUGCCCCCUUUGCUCAACCCUCUCAUCUAUACAUUAAGGAACAAUGAGGUGAAAACUGCCAUGAGGAAGCUGUUUAUGAUCAAGGGAAGUUUAGGAGAGAAGUGA
Messenger RNA from Galeopterus variegatus (Sunda flying lemur), 924 nucleotides. Its product is annotated as olfactory receptor 4S1. Lineage: Eukaryota; Metazoa; Chordata; Mammalia; Dermoptera; Cynocephalidae. Gene Ontology annotation, molecular function: G protein-coupled receptor activity; olfactory receptor activity. Gene Ontology annotation, cellular component: membrane. The record is from RefSeq and is a predicted model, not a curated record. Gene Ontology annotation, biological process: G protein-coupled receptor signaling pathway.